Messenger RNA from Ostertagia ostertagi, 732 nucleotides. The record is from the annotation of a GenBank genome assembly. NCBI's taxonomy places the organism in Eukaryota, Metazoa, Nematoda, Chromadorea, Rhabditida, Trichostrongylidae.
AUGUUCUAUCAGCGGUUCUGCCAGCGAUUCUCACAUUCAAUUCGACAAGAUGUUGCAACAAAUCCGAAGGAGCUGCUGCAGUUUCUCAAGCUCAACCGCGGAUUGUUUUUCAUUAGGAGUAACAAGGUGACGUUGGUGAAAAAUCGUCCAUCGGAGGAUGGCAGUGAGAAUGGCUCGGACGAAGGUGAUCUAGAAAGCAACAACAACAGCGUGUUCCCGCUGGACCAAAACGCUCUGGCACGGAUUCACUUUGUGAAAGCAUUGAAACCCGCUCAGGAGCUCGUGGAGCGACUUCUACAGGACAUCCACAACCAAGAACGCAAAGUAGUUGGACUCGACUUCAAAACGGUCACUGUGGGCAUCGAUGGCGAGCUCUUCCUCUCCCUAUGUGUGGUUGCCACUCAGUCACAGAUUGGUGUGUUCGAUCUUGCCUCAAGUGAUGUCAUCAUUAUGGAAAGCGGUCUAAGGGACAUACUUGAGAGCGACAAGAUCACCAAGGUGAUUCACGACGCCAGACGUGUCGGAUCUCUGUUAGCACACAAGUACGCUGUACAUAUGGUUAACGUUUUUGAUACCCAAGUUGCGCAUUCCGUUCUGCAGCACGAAAAGUUCGGCAAGCCGCUUCAUGAUCUUCGUUCCAUAUCCUUUGUUAAUCUUCAGCGCGUAUACUAUCCACAAUCAAUUAUGCUUAGUGACGUGACCCCACGGAAGCUCAGUCAGUCACCUAAGUAA